AUCACAAACUGCAGAGACUAAUAUUCAAAAAAAGCAAUCUCAGGAAAUUAUAGUAAUAACAGAAGAGAUACAGCAUGAGACAAGCAAUCAAGAUAUUCUACCUAAAGAUAAUUUAAAACAAAGUUCUGACGAAUCUAGGAAGGACACUAUGCAAUCUUCAGAAAGCACAAAUAUAACACAACUUAGUUCUCCUACAAAAUUAGCACAAAGCCGAUUAAAUUUCAUGAGACCAACGCCUAAAUUAGAUGGUGGUGGCAGAAUCAGAAGAAACAGCAUCCAGGGAAGUGGAGCAAGUGCAAGUGAAUCAGAAGAUGAUAGUAGGAGAGUUACUUCUGCCACUAUCAAUCAUACAAAACAUGAUUUAGUUCAUGUAACAGAAGUAGCUAAGGACACUGCUGUUAACAAUGAUAAAACAGCUAGCUUAACAAAAUCAAGAGUAGGUCAAAAGAGACGUAUUUUAGUUUCCGAAUCUGCAAGAAAAUUAGCAGAAGCUAGAAGAGAAUUUAAUUUGAAGCAUGAAAAUAAAACACCGGACAGAAAUAAACUUACUAUGUACGAUUUAAUAUAUUACAACCCUAUUACUAAUCCUAUGAAGAGAUCUAAGGAGUCUGAAACCAUAGCAAGAAGAAUUUCAACAUGCCAACCUGAAGAACUUCAAGAAGAAGAAGAACAUGAGGAUGAUCCAUCAUCUGCAAUGCCUGCACCACAAGUAAAAGUUGGACCAGAUGGUCAACUAAUAAUAGAUGAACAAAGCCUUGUUAUAGAACAAACCAAUGCUAAGAAAAACCGUGAAAUUUUAGCAAAGGAAGCUAUUAUUGAUGAUGAUACUGGAGGUGGAUUCUAUAAAAAGCGUCAAAAAAGUAAAGAAUGGCCCAGAUGGGAAACUCUAAAAUUUUAUAAAGCAUUAAAUACAGUUGGUACCGACUUUUUGCUGAUGCAAAGUCUUUUUCCAAAUAGAACACGUCAAGAAAUUAAGAUGAAAUUUAAGAAAGAAGAAAAAAUAAAUAGAAAUUUAAUUGAAAAAGUGCUUGAAUACCAUCAAGAAUUUGAUAUUGAAUUACUAGAAAAGUCAUUAGCCACGUUCGAAGAUUCAGAAAAAGAACAUUCCAAUGCACAAGAAAAACAAAAACAUAAGGGAUCAAAGGAAAAAACACUUAAAAAAGCAGAAAGAAAGCGGAAGUGCAGACUCGUAGCAACUAGUAUUGCAGAAAUGGAUGCAUCGGAUGAAGGAGAAUGUUCAGAUUCAAUGGUACAGAAUGAAAAUACAGAAGGUAAUGAAUACCAGCAUUUAUUAAAAAAGACACAGAAAAAAAAACGUAAAAAAAUAAAGGAAGAAAAGAAAACACCAGAAACGUUACCAAUUCAAACGGAAGAUGUUGAAUCAUUAAGUAUAUACUCGGGUUUUGACAGCGACACAGAAAUUUAUCAUGUACGACCAACUAGGUCUGGAAGGUUACCGAAAGUAAAAAAACUGCAAGGACCAGACAUAAAUACACUUGAUAACGAAAGAUUAAAUUACGAAUCUAGCGAUCAGGAAUCUGCAACAGCACCACAAGAUAACACAAAAAUUCUGGACAAUAUAAUAUUUGAAAAUACCAAUACUCAUCCGGAAAGAGACUAUGCAAACCCUGUUAAAACAGUCAUACCAAAUAUUGACAAUGUAGAGCCAGGAUCUUUGGUUAUUUUAUCAAAAGAAUCGCCAGAGGAACCUGGAAAAAGCGUCUUGCAAGUGUACAUGGUCAGUUCCAGUGUUAACGCUUCGAAAAAUGUCGAAGAAUCAAACACAACACCUGUAAAUGUGCCACCGGAACUUUUAGCAACUGUAACUCCUACAUUGUCAGAUAGUGAAUCAAUUAUAAUAAAAGAAGAGUAUGAAUAAGUAAAUAUGAAUUAUUUGUUGGAAGUUGCUCUCUUAAAUCAAUGCAUUGUCACAUAAUUUAUUCAUGGACAUGAUUUAU
Dufourea novaeangliae is the source of this 1958-nucleotide messenger RNA. RefSeq names its product transcription factor TFIIIB component B'' homolog (gene Bdp1). Gene Ontology annotation, molecular function: TFIIIC-class transcription factor complex binding. Gene Ontology annotation, cellular component: transcription factor TFIIIB complex. The record is from RefSeq and is a predicted model, not a curated record. The transcript is spliced from 5 exons. Bases 149 to 1879 code for a protein of 576 amino acids. Gene Ontology annotation, biological process: RNA polymerase III preinitiation complex assembly. NCBI's taxonomy places the organism in Eukaryota, Metazoa, Arthropoda, Insecta, Hymenoptera, Halictidae.